UAUUCCACCUAACUGAAACACUGAAAUCUCAAACGUGCACGUGAGUCGGAGUCCGGAUCAGUUCCUCAGCAUACAUAGCCUAACUUUUCAACCAAAAACGUUUUACUUGUACUAAUAAUUUAAGUAAAAACAGUUUUACUUAAAAAGACAGCUUUUAUCAGUCUUUAUAUUCUAUUAAUUUAAAAUUUAUAAAUAUUAUAAAAAUUCAAUUAUUACAAUUAAUAUAUUCCUGUGAGUAAAAUUGAGAAAUGUCUUGGCUACUUGGAUCUCGUUAUCAACAACAACCUCAAGAUUUUUCUCAAUAUGUACAACCACCGGCUUCGGGAGGAGCAGGAAGUGGAGAUUCUGGAGAUCCUCCUUCGAAAAAAACUGCCGGCAUGGAAGCUUAUAGAUUUGAUUCAAGUGCUCUUGAAAGAGCUGCUGCGGCAGCUAAGCAACUCGAAAAAUCUCCUCAUGCUAAAGAAGCUUUAGAAUUGACGAAACUUCAAGAAAUGACAAAACAGCAAGAAGUACAAAGUCAGUUAAAACAAUAUGAAGCUAGCAUAGAACAAUUAAAGCUGGAACAGAAAAAAGUUGAUGGAGAAGAAAGAAGAAAAACUAUUGCUGAAGAAACUAAACAACAUCAGAUGCGUGCUCAAUAUCAAGAUUCCUUAGCUAGAAAACGAUAUGAAGAUCAACUCGCUCAACAACAACGCAUGAACGAUGAGAAUUUACGUCGUCAAGAGGAGUCAGUCGCAAAACAAGAAGCGAUGAGAAAAGCUACGAUAGAGCAUGAAAUGGACUUGAGACACAAAAAUGAAAUGAGAAAAUUAGAAGCUGAAUUAAAGGCCAAGGCAAAGAUAGACCGAGAAAAUCAAGAUCUUAAUUUGGAACAGAUACGAUUGAAAGCAUCAGAAAAUAGAGUUACUGUAUUGGAAUCUAUCAAGACUGCUGGUUCCGUCUUGGGAUCUGGAGCCACAGCAUUGCUUCAAGAUUGGGAUAAAAUCCUUGCUGCUGUAGGUGGUUUAUCACUCCUUGCUUUUGGAGUGUAUUCAGCUAAAGGCUCAACGGGUGUUGCUGCUAGAUAUAUUGAGGCUCGUUUAGGGAAGCCAUCUUUAGUACGAGAAACUUCAAGAUUCUCAGCUUUGGACGCAAUUCGUCAUCCAAUAAAAUUGGCAAAGAAAAUUCAAGAAACUCCAUCUGAUGCUCUAUCAGGGGUAGUUCUAGCUCCAAAAUUAGAAGAAAGACUACGAGACAUUGCCAUAGCUACUAAAAAUACUAAACGAAAUCGUGGAAUGUAUCGAAACAUUUUAAUGCAUGGACCACCGGGUACUGGAAAAACGAUGUUUGCAAAAAAACUUGCACAACAUUCAGGAAUGGAUUAUGCUAUUCUAACUGGAGGUGAUUUAGCGCCAUUAGGUAGAGAUGGUGUGACUGCUAUUCAUAAGGUCUUUGAUUGGGCUUCAACUUCAAGAAAAGGUUUAUUAUUAUUUAUCGAUGAAGCUGAUGCAUUUUUGAGAAAACGUUCAAGUGAACAUAUUUCAGAAGAUCUUAGAGCUAUGCUUAAUGCAUUUCUGUAUAGAACUGGAGAACAGAGUAAUAAAUUUAUGCUUGUACUUGCUUCUAACACACCUGAACAAUUCGAUUGGGCAGUGAAUGAUCGUUUAGAUGAAAUGGUCGAAUUUCAAUUACCAGGUCGUGAUGAACGUGAACGUCUGAUAAGACUUUACUUUGAUAAGUUUGUUCUUCAACCAGCUACUGAAGGCAAAAAACGACUUAAAGUUGCACAAUUUGAUUAUGGUGCACUUUGUAGCAAAAUGGCUGACAUAACUGAAGGUAUGUCUGGAAGAGAAUUAGCUAAACUUGGUGUUGCUUGGCAAGCAGCUGCUUAUGCAUCUGAAGAUGGAGUUCUCACUGAACAAAUGGUUAUUGACAAAUGUAUGGAUGCUGUUAAACAACAUAAACAAAAAGUUCAGUGGCAAAGUGAACAAGAAAAACAAGAAUCUAAAUCAAUUUAUGCUGGAUCUUCAGACAGUAUACAAUCAACUAAUCAAUUAAAAAAUAAAAAGCCACUAUUGGCUAUUGAAGAUACACCGAAAGAAGCCAGUGUAGCAAAUGCUUAAUAUAAUUUUGUACAUAUAACAUGAUUAAUUUUGUUAGUAUACAACUAAAUAUUUUUUUUAUUUACUGAAAAAAAAAAUAAAGUUUAAACUGAAA
Messenger RNA from Chelonus insularis, 2196 nucleotides. RefSeq names its product ATPase family AAA domain containing bor (gene bor). The record is from RefSeq and is a predicted model, not a curated record. The coding region runs from base 249 to 2102 and encodes 617 amino acids. Gene Ontology annotation, cellular component: mitochondrion. The transcript has 3 exons. Gene Ontology annotation, biological process: mitochondrion organization. NCBI's taxonomy places the organism in Eukaryota, Metazoa, Arthropoda, Insecta, Hymenoptera, Braconidae. Gene Ontology annotation, molecular function: ATP binding; zinc ion binding; ATP hydrolysis activity.